Messenger RNA from Sander lucioperca (pikeperch), 2105 nucleotides. RefSeq names its product calpain 5a (gene capn5a). Gene Ontology annotation, cellular component: cytoplasm. The transcript is spliced from 13 exons. Gene Ontology annotation, molecular function: calcium-dependent cysteine-type endopeptidase activity. Gene Ontology annotation, biological process: proteolysis. The record is from RefSeq and is a predicted model, not a curated record. The coding region runs from base 138 to 2051 and encodes 637 amino acids. Lineage: Eukaryota; Metazoa; Chordata; Actinopteri; Perciformes; Percidae.
CAGAGAGAGAGAGAGGGAGAGAGAGAGGGAAUUAAAACACAGAAAUCCUCCCGGGAGAAGAGAGAGAGAGAGAGGGAGCAGCACCGUGAGCCACCCGGGGACCAACUGACAUUUAAACAGACAUUUCUCCAGGGGGGAUGGUGGUUCCGUACGAGGGCCAGUGUUUCUCCACCCUGAGGAGGCAGUGCCAGCAGAAUGGACGUCUGUUUGAAGACCCGCUGUUCCCAGCAUCCGACCAGUCUCUGUUCUACCAGAGAAACAGCAUCGGCACAGUCAUCUGGAAAAGGCCUAAGGAGAUAUCCAGCAACCCCCAUCUGUUUGUGGACGGCAUCAGUGCCCACGACCUGUGCCAAGGCCAGCUGGGAAACUGCUGGUUCGUCGCCGCCUGCUCCAGUCUGGCGUCCAUAGAGACACUAUGGCAGAAGGUGAUCCCUGACUGGAAGGACCAGGAGUGGAAUGACGAUAAACCGGAGUCCUACGCCGGGAUCUUCCACUUCCGGUUCUGGCGAUUCGGUGAGUGGGUGGACGUGGUGAUCGAUGACCGGCUGGCCACGGUGAACGGAAAGCUGGUGUACUGCCACUCCAACGACAGCAACGAGUUCUGGAGCGCGCUGGUGGAGAAGGCCUACGCCAAGAUGUCUGGAUGCUACGAGGCGCUUGAUGGGGGCAACACGGCCGACGCUCUCGUGGAUUUCACUGGCGGCGUGUCGGAGCCAAUGGACUUGAUGGAGAACGGGUUCAAAGAAGAUCAAGAGAAACGCAGCAAGCUGUUCGAAAGAGUCCUGAAAGUCCAUGACAGAGGAGGCCUCAUCAGCUGCUCGAUCCGGGCAGCCACUGCAGCGGACAUGGAGGCCAGGCUGGCCUGCGGCCUGGUGAAGGGCCAUGCCUACGCAGUGACGGACGUCCGCAGGGUGAGGCUCGGCCACGGCCUGCUGGCCUUCUUCAAGUCAGACAAGCUCACCAUGAUCCGCAUGAGAAACCCCUGGGGAGAGAGAGAGUGGAACGGGGCCUGGAGCGACAGCUCUGAAGAGUGGAAGAAGGUCAGUAAGAGUGAGAGGGAGAAGAUCGGCGUCACUGUGCAGGAUGAUGGAGAGUUCUGGAUGACGUUUGAUGACUUCAUCGCUAACUUCACAGACCUCAUCCUGUGUCGUCUCAUCAACACAUCCUACCUGAGUUUCCAUAAGAUCUGGGAGGAGGCCGUGAUGCGGGGCUCCUGGCGCCGCCACGACGACCCGCUUCUCAACCGAGCCGGGGGCUGCAGCAACAACAAGCAGACCUUCCUCCAGAACCCGCAGUUUGUGUUUGAUGUGAAGAAGCCGGAGGACGAGGUACUGAUCUGUCUGCAGCAGAAAGAUCGCAGAGCCACGCUGAGGGAGGGACGAGGAGAAAACCUGGCUAUUGGCUUUGACAUACACAGGGUGGAGUUAAACAGGACCUACCGUAUGCAUGUCACCCAGCAGAAGGUUGGUGGGAGCGUCUACAUCAACUCAAGGUCUGUGUUCAAACGCAUUGAACUGAAAGAGGGCCGGUAUGUCAUCAUACCCACGACCUUUGACCCCGCCCUCGAGGGAGAAUUCCUGCUCCGCACCUUCACCGAUGUGCCGUCUGACUGCAAGGAGCUGACUCUACAUGAGCCUCCACAGACCUGCUGGUCUGGGUUGUGUGGUUAUCCGUCUCUGGUCACUCAGGUCCACAUACUGGCGGCUAAUGGCCUCGCAGGACAAGACUCUAACGGAGUGUCAGACCCCUACGUGAUAAUUCGUUGCGAAGGACAGAAAGUUCGUUCUCCGGUCCAUAAAAACACACGCAGCCCUGACUUCGACACCAAGGGGCUCUUCUACAGGAAGAAAGCCAACCAGCCAAUCAGCAUCGAGCUCUACAACCACAACGUGUUGAUGGACUCCUUCCUGGGUCAGGUGACGCUGCCGGCCCAGCAAGGCGACUUCCAGCAGACGCUCCACCUGAGGGACAAGGGCGACCGCCGCGACAACGACCUGCCCGGAACCAUCACUGUUGUCAUGGUGACCAGCACGGUGCUCACCAACAUCUGAGACGCACCACGAAACCGUCCAGUCAGCUAAAAGUUUACCAAAUUAAGUUUACCC